Molecule: messenger RNA, 1779 nt
Organism: Syzygium oleosum
Lineage: Eukaryota; Viridiplantae; Streptophyta; Magnoliopsida; Myrtales; Myrtaceae
Product: DNA-binding protein BIN4
Exons: 13
Coding region: 331-1590 (419 amino acids)
Biological process (GO): chromosome organization; DNA endoreduplication
Cellular component (GO): DNA topoisomerase type II (double strand cut, ATP-hydrolyzing) complex; nucleus
Molecular function (GO): double-stranded DNA binding
Source: RefSeq, a predicted model, not a curated record
GUAGUUCCCACAACCAAACAAGCCCAAACCCAAAAACCCGAUUCCCAUCUCCUCCUCCUCCCGAACUCCCGCCUUCUCCCUCUCCCUCUCUCGCCGGAAUCUCCCGCUCUCGCCGCAUCCGUUCGACCCCGCCGCCGCCGCUCGCUCCUCUCUCUCCGCCGAACGCUUCGGCUCCAUAUCGUCCUCGUCGUACUCGCUCCGCCUCUGCUCCCUCGGGCUCCCUCGAAUUGCUCUCCGGAGGGGAAUGAGAUUUCUUUGCAUAAAGUGUUGAAUUAGGUUGAUUGUUCGGUUAGAGAGCCUAGCAUCGGUUUCCAGGAGCUCGAUGUCCAGAUGAGCAGCUCAAGGGAGGAUUCACCCGACUGGCUCCGUGCUUUCAAGGCGCCUACAAAUUCAACUUUAACACUGUCCUCUGAUUCUGAUUAUUCUCAAAAUGACAGUCCUAAAAAGGAGGAUAAUGUUGAUACUGAUAAACUGCCUUUACGUAAGUUCAUUGAAGUCUCAAGUAAGAGCAAAUCUCGAGAUUUAGCAGUUAAAGAGAUUGGUGCACAUUCGGCUGAGAAGAUUCUAAAAGAGGAGUCUCCUAAACAAAGACUUGGAGUAGAUGAUCCAGGAUUCUCGAAAACUAAGAAAUCAUAUUAUCGAAAGAAAAGUGAAGGAGAUCAGAGACUUGGGAAGGUUAGGGAUGAAGUAUCAGCUAAAAAGCAGGCCCCAAAUCAUUCAAUUUGGACAUUGUCAUCAGAUUCAGAGUCAUCUCCUGCCAAUCACGUUAGAAAAGAAGGCAUUGCAAAUCAUGAAGAACUUCCUGAGAUAAAAGCAUCUAAUUUCCUAGAGGAAGAACAGGGAAAAGAUGCAUCUCUUAUUGAUGCUAAUAAAAAGUCUCCAUCAAGAAAGGCUUUAAAAGGAAAAGGUUUGAGAAAACAGCUGAAGUUGGAGGAUCCACCAGAUACGGAGAAUAAAACAGGGGAUGGAAGAGAUGUUGAAGUUGCAGAGGAAGAAACAUCUGAGAAGCAUAGAGAACUGCAUGUGGCCUCUUCAAGAUUGCCUUUGGUGCUUUCAGAGAAGGUUCAACGUUGCAAGGCGCUUGUUGAAUGUGAAGGGGAUUCCAUAGAUUUGAGUGGUGAUAUGGGCUCCGUGGGUCGAGUAGUAAUUUCAGAUACUCCAUCUGGAAAUCACGACAUGUUCUUAGAUUUGAAAGGAACCAUAUACAAAACAAACAUAGUUCCUUGCAGGACAUUUUGUGUUGUUAGCUUUGGUCAGUCAGAGGCUAAGAUAGAAGCAAUUAUGAAUGACUUUGUUCAGCUGAGUGCACAGUCCAACAUCAGCGAAGCUGAAACUAUGGUUGAAGGAACACUUGAUGGUUUCUCAUUUGAUUCGGAUGAGGAGCCUGAUAAGAUAUCAAAAGCCACUGCCCAUCAAAUUGAUCAAAACGAUGUCGGAGAAGGAGAGACCGUUAAGAAGACCAAAAGGAAGUCUGAGAAAGCAUCGGGAUUGCCUCGGAAGAAGGGUAAAACUAUGGGGAGCAAGCCACAGCCUGCCAAGAAAGUUCGGAAGAAGAGUCAAGUUUCCAAGAAAGCCACGGCCAAGAAAUGAAACCCGCAUAGAGUUGAUACAUUUUUUCCUUGAUAGAUUAGUUAACAGCUGAAAAUCUUGGACACGUAGUUAAUCAGAGUGACAGAAAGUAAGAGGCAUUGAAUCAUGUAAAACAGGCCGCGUUGCAGAACAGCGAGAGCCUUUAUACCAGAAAUGUUGUAGUUUCUUUGAUUCUUUUCUAAAUAUAAA